UCUGGCUGCCGAUUGAAUUUUUAACGUCAACGGUCAGAGAACAACACACGAGAGGUUAGGUUCACCGUUUGAUGCAUUCUCCGAGUUUCAGUGCUCCAGAAAAUAAACUUUCCGUAAGCCCAAAUUGAAAAUAUCUUAAAUGCAAAAAAAUGCAAAGCUGUUGCAUCACGGGUUGUGAUAGUUAUAAAGAAACUAAUAACAAGCGUAUCGGAUACUUUAAAUUUCCUUUGGAAAACACAUCAUUACUCAACAGAUGGCUGCUGCAAAUUAACAAUACAGGAUUCAAGCCAUCAGAAAUCAGUCAGAUAUGUAGCGAACACUUCCAUAGGAAAUAUAUUGCCUGGCACCUGAACAAGAAAAAUCCUUAUUUGUUGCCUAAUGCUGUACCUACGAUAUUUCCCUGUGAGAGAAAAAUGCCUGUUAACAAAGGAAUUAGGCGUCGAGUAAAGAAGCAGAGUCAAAACACAGUACACGUGAAAUCUGGUACUACGUUAGUACAGAUAAAUAGAACACAAAUACCCGAAGAAAUAAUUCAUGAAAGUGAACCACACAGAAGUAAAGUAACAUUACUAAAACGAAAACCUGCAGUGCCUGUAGCACUAGUACAUGCAAAACACGGUGAAUCAAAUGAGACUGAAGUGAAAUUUGGAAUAGAUUCCAAGUUAAGAAAGAUUUUAUCAAAACCAAAUGAAAAAGUUUCCACCAAUGAUUUAAGCAGUGAGAAACCUUUACUUAAAAUCACUGUAUAUAAAAAUCUUGCCGAUGUUCAAGUCACUUCAAACGCGACGCAGUUUGAAACUAUUUAUUUACCAGCUCAUAGAGAAAAUGAAGACAAUUCUAAUACUGUCACAUUUGGAAAGAAAUUGUGGAUUUCAAAACAAUCGGAUGAAGAUGUUGACCAAAAGAACUUUAGAGUCAGUAAAAAAUCCCCUAGAAAGUCUAUGAUAUCCAGUAAUCCCAAUAAAAGUUCCAUACCAAAAGUAAAACAGUACACUAAUAAAGAGUCAAAAGUAAAAGACACUUCUUGUGUGCCAACUCUAGUGAAAUCAAAGGGGAAAAUCACAUCUCAAGAUCAGACGUACAGUCACUCAACUGCCAGCAGAGUUCAAUCUCCAAAUACUGAAGACCAGCAAGAUUCUGACCAACUUCGAAAACGACUUGAGGAAUUGAAGGCGAGACGACAGCGAGAACAGUCAAAAAUCAUGAGGUUACAGCUGCAUCUGACAGAACUAGAGGAGAAGAUGGAAGAAAGUAGUCACGAAAAAGUUGUACUGCCAAAUUCGAGAGUAGGGAGUAAGCAGACUGGGCCUAAAUCGACCUGGUUAAUACGUGAGAAGGAGGAAUAUGAAAAAUUGUUGAAAGACGUCAGAGAGAUGAAACUCAAAGUGUUAAGGCAGAGACACAUGCGAGAAUUGGAAAAAGUCAGGAAGUUGCAGAUACAAAUGGCUAACUUGAGUAAAAAGAUGAAGGAGAAUGAUGAAAGGGAAAUUGCGGCGAUAUCUAAUUUGCGACGGACAAACAAUCCAACUGCACUCGACUGGAUGAAACGAGAGGAGGACGAGUAUGAAAAAUUACUCCAAGAUGUGAGAAAAAUUAAGCAAAGUUACAUGAUGCGCCACUCAAAACAAAUUUCCACUAAACCAAAUUCGCCCAAUAUUGCUCCUUUAGGAACAGCUUCGAGCGACGAAGAGUGCAUAUUGAUUGAAACAAUUCCAGAAACAAUUGAAUUAAUAGAAGAAAUUGAAGUAACAGAAAAAAAGAAAGAUGAAAGCAGGCUGACGCACAGGAUUGAAGAGGACAGUAUCCAGACGAAAACUGAUGGUUACAGUCAAACUCGAGAAAAUACCGGAGAUUGUGGUGAAAUCAUUGGAGAAAUUGAUGAAGAAUGGAUUGAAAUAAGUGAUUGCAAAAACAUACCGAUCUUAAAUUUCAAUGAAGAGCUCCCAGAUCCGGGACUUCUUGAUACAUAAACAUUUCGAGGUCGAUACAUUUUCGAUUAAAUGAUUGUAAAUACAUUUUGAUGUUGCAAUAUAUGUAUGUUUAAAGAUGGUUGUAAACUUUGUAUCAAAAGUGUCGUAUGCUUUGUUUUGGACACAUUGAAGUGGCAGAUAUUUCUGAGAAAAGUAUUCUGUAACAUAAAAGAAGUUCGUAAAAAAGUACACAAGGUACAGCAGAAUCGGAGAUGAGUUAAC
Messenger RNA from Diprion similis, 2192 nucleotides. Its product is annotated as peroxynitrite isomerase THAP4-like. The transcript has 3 exons. The record is from RefSeq and is a predicted model, not a curated record. The coding region runs from base 150 to 1970 and encodes 606 amino acids. Lineage: Eukaryota; Metazoa; Arthropoda; Insecta; Hymenoptera; Diprionidae.